AUGCUGCGCCCAGCGACCCCCUUAUCCAUACUAUUCUUCGUCGCCUUCUGCCUCCUGCUGCUGUCCACGCUGUCCACGCCGAUUAUUAAGAGCAUCCCUCUCGCUACUUAUCGCGGCAUUCACUUUGGCGUCCUGGGCUACUGCGACAAUGGAGACUGCAAAGGGCCCAUGGUCGGCUACAACACGGAAUCGCUAUUCCAAGAUGCACCGGCUACAGACUUCUCACUGCCCUCCGCCCAACGGCAUGCGCUCUCGUCCAUUCUCAUCGUCCACCCGGUCGCUGCCCUCAUGACACUCAUCUGCUUCGGCCUCGCUAUCGCCGCCCACUUCCACUCACCAGCUCACUCGCCACGCUACCUGCUCGCACUCUUGAUCUUUACAUUCCCUACCCUACUUGUCACUCUGCUCGCUUUUCUAGUGGAUAUCCUACUGUUUGUGCCACAUGUGGCCUGGGGUGGCUGGAUCGUGUUGGCAGCCACCAUCAUCAUCGUCGCAAGCGGCAUAGUGACCUGCGCAAUGAGGCGCACGCUGGUCAGCCGCAAGGCACGCAAGAGGCGCAUUGCCGAGAACGACGAGAUGAACGGUCAGAGCUACUAUGCGAAUCGCGCCAACGCUGCAGCAGUCGCCUCCGACUUCCCCAAGGCUGAGUCGCCCCCGCCGCUGUCUGGUGAUACCAUUAUGGCUGGGAGCAAGGGCAACGACGCCGCCUAUUUCGAGUCCCAGAAGCCGUCUCCGCCUGAGGACAUGACCCCAUUGAACCAGCGCAAUCCAUCUCUCAAGACGGUGAGCAGCAAUGGAGAGGCCCGAUCGGAUAUCACAGCGCCACCCAUGCGUAGCCCUUCUGGACGUCGACAACCAGUAGAUCAAUACGGAAACGCUAUCCCACCCAUGCCCAAUGAUCCCUACAUGAUCAAUGCUGCUCCGCGUGGCCCGCCCAGCAGAGGAGGCCCACAGAGAGGCCGUGGAGGGCCACCACGAGGGGGGCUGCCGCGAGGAGGCCCCUAUGGAGGUGGAAGGGGAGGCGGAUAUGGUCCAAGAGGAGGCAUGCGAGGACCGCCACCACCUGGCUGGAACGGCGGUGGAAGGGGUGGUCGAGGUGGUCCAAUGCAAGGUCCGCCGCCUAAUGGGCGCGGCGCUCCUCCUCCAGGGUACAACAACUACAACAACAACAACCUCUACGGUCAAGGCAUGCCUCCAACCCGCGAGCAAUCGCCGUACAGACGAGGGCCUCCACCACCCGGACCCAUGCCUAUUGGGCAAGCUAUUGAAAUGGACAACCGGACGGGCACACCUCCGACAAACUACGGAUUGAGUGAGAGUGAUGGCGACGUUGCAGGCAUGUUGGCACUCCAGCAAGGCGGCUUUCCUGCCGGAGCACCGCAAAGACGAUUGUCUGACACAGUAAUGAGUCCGACUAGCGCGUACUCCGUUGAAGAGCCACAGUCACAGCGGCAACAACAGCAGCACAUGCCUAACCAGCAACAAUACAUGCCCGUGCGAGCGGGGUGGAACGGCCAGAAGAAUUCUUCCGACCAAACUGUCGACACCGUGAACAGCAGCAAUCGGGGGCUUUCGCCGAUUCAAGAACCCCCUGUCGAGCUCCCAGCACAAAUGCCGCACGCCGGUGCGUCGCCCUCUCAGCGUCUUGAGCGCAGUUCAGACUAUUACGAGGACGUGGACCCAAGAUUUGCCGAACCUGUGCAACACCAGCCACCUGCCAUGCCUCCAUCACUCAUGCCAGGCGGUUUCUCCGCAUCGAACCCUAAUCUCCUGACUGCUCCAAACCACAUCGACUCCAACCUUCCCCGCAAUUCAUCCUAUGACGACCUUCCAGAAGGUUCGCGCUCGCCAGCAGCCUCCGAGGCUUCGCAUUUCACUUCAGUAUCCCAACGUCCUGUGAACCCCAAUUGGAGACCGGAAAUGGGCGCCCCAGCUGGUCAAUUCGCUCCUUACAACGGUAACGGUCGAAGAGCAAUGAGGCCAGAGGAGGUGAUACUGCAGGCCAACGCAGCGAACCCCGACUUUGUGAUUCCGGGUCGGGGCAACGGCCGAGGACGCGGUCGAGGUGGGAGGAGAGUUGGCAUUGCGCCGCCUGUACCUGCGACCAUAAUGGGACCUGGGCCCGGCCUGACGAAUCAGUCAAGAUACCCUGGUGCUAGUGCUAUGUAG
Molecule: messenger RNA, 2169 nt
Organism: Plenodomus lingam JN3
Lineage: Eukaryota; Fungi; Ascomycota; Dothideomycetes; Pleosporales; Leptosphaeriaceae
Cellular component (GO): cell division site; growing cell tip; plasma membrane
Source: RefSeq, a predicted model, not a curated record